This is a messenger RNA of Nerophis ophidion (straightnose pipefish), 6867 nucleotides long. RefSeq names its product spondin 1b (gene spon1b). Gene Ontology annotation, cellular component: extracellular matrix. Lineage: Eukaryota; Metazoa; Chordata; Actinopteri; Syngnathiformes; Syngnathidae. Gene Ontology annotation, biological process: cell adhesion. The coding region runs from base 191 to 2581 and encodes 796 amino acids. The transcript is spliced from 16 exons. The record is from RefSeq and is a predicted model, not a curated record.
CCCUCUCUCUGUUUAUCUCUCUCCUCCACCAAAGUGCGCUCCCAGUCAAUGGCGCUAUCAGCUCCACUUCUGACGGACACGCUGCUGAGGGUCGCCGCUGUGAGUGAGUUCUUGCAAAAUAAGCAGCUGAAAGUCUCCCCCUCACCCCCCCCACCGUUGAUUAGAAGACUUACGGGCUUCCGGAACCGAGAUGGGAACGCUGCUGCUGCUGAUUUUGCAUUAUUAUAUGCUGUCGAGUUUUGUGUGCGACGCGACCGCUUUCGUGGAAGAGCCCACCGGUGGGAGAUCGGACGGCUACUGCGGACGGAUCCUCCGGGCUCAGACACACGGGACCCGGCGGGAAGGACACCAUGAGUUCCGUCUCAGAGUGGAGGGGGAUCCUGAAACCUACCAGCCUGGCAACACUUACAGAGUGAUCCUCUUGGCAACCAGCCCUGCUUAUUUCAGAGGUUUCACCCUCAUUGCAUUGAAGGAGGGCAGAGAGGGCACCACAGAUGAUGACUACACCGGCCAGUUCCAGAUCAUUGAUGACGAGGAUACACAGUUCAUGACCAACUGUGCCCCUGCUGUGACAGAGAGCACACCUCGCAGACGCACCAGGAUACAAGUCUACUGGACAGCGCCCACGAGUGGGAGUGGUUGUGUCAUACUGAAGGCGAGCAUCGUCCAGAAGAAAAUUAUCUAUUUCCAGGAGGAGGGCUCCCUUACCAUUCGGCUUUGUGAGAAAGCGCGUGUCUUUGGUGAGUCAACACCCGACCCUGCCUUGGUGUGCUGUGCUUGUGGGACAGCCAAGUACAGACUCACCUUCUAUGGCAACUGGUCAGAGAAAGUCCAUCCCAAAGACUAUCCCAGACGGGCCAACCAUUGGUCAGCACUGAUUGGUGCAUCCCACUCCAGAGAUUAUGUGCUGUGGGAGUAUGGCGGCUAUGCCAGCGAGGGGGUCCGUCAGGUAGCUGAGUUUGGCUCCCCCAUCAAAAUGGAAGAAGAGAUUCGACAAAAGGGAGAUGAAGUACUGACUGUCAUUAAAACCAAAGCGCAGUGGCCUGCGUGGCAACCGCUCAACAUGCGUGCCGCUCCAUCUGCAGAGUUUUCCGUGGACCAAACUCGGCACCUGAUGUCCUUCCUCGCCAUGCUGGGGCCUAGUCCUGAUUGGAACGUGGGACUAUCAGGAGAGGACCUUUGUACCAAGGAUUGCGGCUGGGUCCAACGACUGGAGACAGAGCUGAUUCCCUGGGAUGCUGGCACUGACAGUGGUAUCUCGUAUGAAUCACCAAACAAGCCCACCACUCCUCAAGAUAAGAUCCGACCUUUGACUAGUUUGGAUCAUCCUCAGAGCCCCUUCUAUGACCCUGAGGGCGGGGCAAUUACACCUGUGGCCAGACUCGUGGUGGAACGCAUCGCUAGGAAGGGAGAGCAGUGCAAUGUGGUCCCAGACAGCAUUGAUGACAUUGUAGCAGACAUUGGUCAAGAGGAAACGGAGAAAGAUGACACCCCCGAGACGUGUAUUUACUCCGGCUGGUCGCCCUGGUCGGCCUGCAGCAGUGCCUCAUGUGAGAAAGGCAGACGGAUGAGACAGAGGAUGCUUAAGGCACAGCUAGACCUCAGUGUUCCGUGCCCCCACACUCAAGAUUUUCAGUCCUGCAUGGGACCUGGAUGCAGUAUGCAAGAGCCAUCGACAUGCAUGAUGUCAGAGUGGAUAAGCUGGUCUGCCUGCAGCGUGUCCUGUGGGAUGGGAAUGAGGUCCAGGGAGCGUUAUGUCAAACAGUAUCCUGAGGAUGGCUCGCUCUGCCAGCUCAACACAGAAGAGAUCGAGAAGUGUGUCGUCAACGAAGAAUGCUCAGCCAGCAGCUGUGUGGUGACUGAAUGGGGUGAGUGGGAUGCCUGCAGCGUCUCUUGUGGGAUGGGCAUGACAAGACGUGAGCGCAUGGUUAAAAUGCCUCCUAUAGAUGGAUCAAUGUGCAAAACGGAAGUGGCUGAAGUGGACAAAUGCAUGAUGCCAGAAUGCCAUACCAUCCCGUGCAUGUUGUCGCCAUGGUCGGACUGGAGUGAAUGUAGCGUCACGUGUGGACGCGGCCUAAGGACCCGCCAGAGGAUGCUUAAGUCGGAUCCUGUGCAGUGCAAUGAAGAGUUGGAGCAGACCGAGAAGUGCAUGUUGCCCGAGUGCCCCAUCGACUGCAUGGUCUCAGAGUGGUCUGAGUGGUCCGAAUGCAACAAGUCCUGCGGUAAAGGCCACACCAUCCGAACCCGCAUGAUAAAACUGGAGCCGCAGUUCGGAGGCAGCGCUUGUCCCGAGACCAUCCAGAGGAAGAAGUGCAAGAUCAGGAAGUGUCGAUCCAAACCCAAGGAUGAGAGGAGUGAAGGCAAGAGGAGAAGAAGAGGCAAACAGGGAAGGGACGCAGUCUUGGAAGAACAGCCAGGUUGUGGGAUGCAGCCAUGGACCGGCUGGACAGACUGCACCAAAGCAUGCGGAGGAGGCAUCCAGGAGCGUUUCAUGUUGAAGAAGAAAAGAGCUAAAGGCACAGUGUCGGCCAACUGCAAGGACCGGAAGGAAAUACGUGCCUGUAAUGUUAAUCCCUGCUAGAGGGCGCUGUUAAGUUACACAGGCGGUCAAGUAAGAUGUACCUAUGGGUGUAUUUCAUACAAAAGGAUAAGAAAAAUUUUGUUUUCGUGAGCGACGUAUGCUUGGUUAAUAUGACUUAGUGCGACGAAUCAAAGGACCGAAGAGAGACAAAAUAGGUGAGGUUGUGAGAGUUGUUAUUUCUUGUUACUUAAGAGCACUACAUAAUGAGUGAUAGCACUGUAGCUUUCAUCUAUUUUGGUCACUUAAAUAUUGUAGCCCCCAUGAAUGGAGAAGCUAGUGUACGCAAUAUGCACUUGAAAACUACGUAGGUAUCAAAAAGUAGCAACGGCAGUAACAAUUAUAAAUGGAAAAUAUAGUUUUGCAGCUCUCUAAUAAUGAUCCACUUGUUUUGUAUGUAGCGGCGACAGAAAGGAACAUUUAUACUUUUUGUCUCAUGUUUGCCACCUGCAGUAGCCAAUACUAAAUCACCAUGUAAAGUGUUGGAUGUUGUAACCUCUUGUAAGGACAUAUAUUGGCUAAGUAUAUUCAAACAGAGACCGACAACACUUAAAUCCAGAAAAAAAAACAUGAAAUAAAGGUUAUGUGUAAUUUGUAUGUGAUGUAGUGGAAUAAGUAUUCAAUCCCCAAGCAUAGAAGUGACAAAAGUACUCCGGAAGCAGAGAGGCCAGAUGUUUUUUGUAGUUGUUCACCGGGGUUAUCAAAUCUCAGGAGGGUUUUAGUCCAUGAUAGAUAUUGUCUAAACCAGGGGUUUCAAACGUACGGCCCACGAACAGGUUUUAUCUGGCCGAGGGAUGAGUUUGCUAAGUAUAAAAAUUAACCUGAAAAGUUUGAUUGAAAGAAACAGCUGUUCUAAAUGUGUCCACUAGGUGUCGCAAGAGCAAUUCUUUGUAUCUUUGUAGAUGUUGCUACGUAUGUACAAAAUAAACCACAUGAUGUUAGUACAUCAGUUGAGGAAAAUGAUCAAACUACAUAAAUAACAUCCUGUAAAUGUAUUUUGACAUUUUUUUAUCUUGAUAGAUUGAUAAUUAACACCAUUGUGUUGACAAAUGAAGAUUAUUACAUAAUUUAUUCAGAAAAUAUAAAUAACGACGAAUAAAAUAUGUAUACUGUUAACCCCAACAGGUAAUUUACAUUAUGAUUUGUACAUGUGCUUGUUCUAUUUCUAAACAAAGAAAACUAUCUGAAGUCUUUAUUUUUAAAUUAUCAUGCCGAGAUUUUACCAGUCCGGCCCACUUGGGAGUAGAUUUUUCUCCAUGUGGUCCCCCUCAAUCUAAAAUGAGUUUGACACCCCUGGUCUAAACCCUGAAAGGUUCACUUUCACUUGAUAAGCGAUCAAAGUCCAGAGACUUUUUAAUUAUCUUAUUGUUGUGUCACUUUGUCUUGGCCGCAAGUUUUGGUUCAUCUUUACAACGAGUCUUUAGUGUGAGGCUCGAAGCUUCUAAUCCGAGAUUUGACGGAACGCGCCCCUCAAUGCGGUCUCCACUUGCAGGUUUGAUGUGGCGAUGUUGUUCUUGGUAUCACACUCAGCCAUUUGCCGAAUCUUAACCGCCGAUUGCACACUGUGUGUCGUGCCCCACAAUCUGUGGGUAUCUGUGGAAAUGUCAAUUAAUGAAAAAAGAAGCAUAUCAUAUGACAUUUUACUGCGAACAUUUUCUUAGCUUGUUCCUGUCACCUUUAAAAAUAUAACGGCAAAUUUCUACGAAUAUUUUCAUUGUGCCUUGUUAGUUCUGGGCUUUUAUAAAAUGGUAUUUGGAUUAAAUUCCAGACCGAAAUGUCAGGAAGAUAUGCACAUUUGCAAUUUAAAUCUAUGAAAUGUAUUUUGGCCCUGCGAUGAGAUGGCGACUUGUCCAGGGUGUACACCACCUUCCGCCCGAUUGUAGCUGAGAUAGGCGCCAGCGCCCCCCGCGACCCCAAAGGGAAUAAGCGGUAGACAAAUGGAUGGAUGGAAAUGUAUUUUGACCCCAAAAAAUCCCUUGAAUUUGUUUUAGUACAAAUAAUGCAUCAAAUUUAAAAAAAAAACUGUUUUUUUUUUAUUAAUCGUCCAACAAAAUAAUACACAAUAAUACCAUAAUAAUCCAAUACCAAAACCAAACCCAGCAAUUUUCAGAAUAGCAAUCAACAGAACGAUUGAGACACACAAAUAUGACAUAAAACAAUCCAAAAGUAUCCAAACAAAAAUGAUUAAUAUCAACAUAACAACAGUGUCAAUAAUAAGAAGAAUUCCAACAUAGCAGUGAUAAAAAAUCCCUCAUUUACAUUAUCAUCACAGCCAAAAAAUAAAAUAAAACCAUUUAAAAAAACAAACAACGCAUUGACCAAUAUUUUCCACACAUAUAAAAGAAGUCAUAGAGUAUUUUAGGUUAAUUUAAUAGUUAAAAUCAAUUUAAAUAAUAGAUCCCAUAUUCCAAUAUAUGACUCUAUAUUAUCUAAACUAAAUGAAUUAAAUUCAUCCAUCCAUCCAUAUUUUACCGCUUGUCCCGUUCGGGGUCGCGGGGUACACCCUGGACAAGUCGCCACCUCAUCACAGGGCCAACACAGAUAGACAGACAACAUUCACACUCACACACACUAGGGCCAAUUUAGUUUUGCCAAUCAACCUAUCCCCAGGUGCAUGUCUUUAGAGGUGGGAGGAAGCCGAAAUACCCGGAGGGAACCCACGCAGUCACGGGGAGAACAUGCAAAAUUCAAGUCUGAUUACAAAAGUGUAAACAUCGUUACACAUUUUUAAAAGAGUGUGAAAGUAUUUUGUUAUUGAGGGGCCUCAAAAUAAAAUACAAUUAUGCUAAGGGCUCCCCAAGAAAUAUUGGUUUCAUGUGACCAAACCCCAUUCUCUCUAACUUUCUCGAAAUCAGUUUCCUCCAUAUUCAAAUGACGGUGCCAGCAGUGUCAACAAGAUAUCAGAAAGUACGUGACUAAAUUUGUCGGCAGAUUUUCUGCUGCCUGCUUGGGGAUCAGAUACUUGUUUAGUGUCCAUGGUGUCUCUCUCUGUUACAUAGAACAUACAAAUCAUGGCCUAGUCCAGUGGUUCUCAACCUUUUUUCAGUGAUGUACUCCCUGUGAACAUUUUUUAAUUCAAGUACCCCCUAAUCAGAGCAAAACAUUUUUGGUUGGAAAAAAAGAGACAAAGAAGUUAAAUACAGCACUAUGUCAUCAGUUUCUGAUUUAUUAAAUUGUAUAACAGUGCAAAAUAUUGCUCAUUUGUAGUGGUCUUUCUUGAACUAUUUGGAAAAAAUAUAUAAAAAUAACUAAAAACUUGUUGAAAAAUAAACAAGUGAUUCAAUUCUAAAUAAAUAUUUCUACACAUGGAAGUAAUCAUCAACAUAAAGGGCCCUCUUUGGGGAUUGUAAUAGAGAUCCAUCUGGAUUUAUGAACUUAAUUCUAAACAUUUAUUCACAAAAAAAGAAAAUCUUCAACAUCAAUAUUUAUGGAACAUGUCCACAAAAAAUCCAGCUGUCAACACUGAAUAUUGCAUUGUUGAAAUUCUUUUCACAGUUUAUGAACUUAUGUCAUAUUUUGUUGAAGUAUUAUUCAAUAAAUAUUUUUAUAAAGGAUUUUUGAAUUUUUGCUAUUUUUGGAAUAUUUUUAAAAAAAUCUCACGUACCCCUUGGCAUACCUUCAAGUACCCCCAUUUGAGAACCACUGGCCUGGUCAAAUCCGCCGGUGAUCAAAUCAUUCACUGUCAUUUGUCAGAUUACCCAAAAUGUUAAAAAAACAAUGGUCGCCAUCAUUUUAAACUGUGAAGACAACCAUGACAUAUUCUUUAAAGCACAAUAAACAUACCACAUUGUCUUUUUUGUUCUGGAAACCAACCAACAUUUAUGAGUAAUGACUAAAUGGUUCCAUUAGAUUUACAAUAGCUAUGUUUUUAUUGUUAAGUUGUGUCUUUAUAUUUACUUCACUGCUGUUUAUCUGCCAUAUCAAUGGGUGUAGCAUUACAACUGCAAUAUACAAUAUCUGGCUUUAUUUAGCAUGUGCCUGCUCAGUCCUUAAUCAUCCAAAGUCUGCCUCACACACUUUGUCAGUCUGUGCCUCAAAACCAUACACGUUGUGUUCUGAACGCUAACCUGUGGUUUUGACGUCGCUCUGUAUGCUACUUUUCAUUGAGAGUGCAGGACAUUAUUUUGACACUUCUUCCUGUUUUGACAAACAUGACUAUCAAAGCUCUCAUGACUGCUGACCAGUUUUUUUGUUGUUUUUUUUACCGUGCGAUUAAGGGGAUUUGUCAGUUUAAGCUUCAAGCCGUUUUGUAAGAAACCACAUUUGCAAUAAAAAAGUGAAUGUCAAAA